AUGAACCAAUUUAUCUGUCAAGAAAACGUGAUUACUUUCGACAACACUGCUGCAUAUGAAUUUUCAAACACCGUAAGUUUUCUCUCGAUCUACAUUCUACCAAUAUUAGCAUUGACUGGCAAUACUCUAACGCUACUGGUCAUUUUUACCAAUUCUCAUUUGAAUCGUUCGUCAUUUGCCGUCUAUGUCAAAUGUUUAGCCAUAUCGGACACAUCUGUUCUUGUCUUUAAGUUCCUCUCGUAUCAAAAUAAAACAUCGAAACAUUUCUACUUUCCAUCCUUUUGCACUAUAUUGAUCUUUUUCACUGAAGCGAGCGUCCUUUUGUCCAUAUGGACGAUAGUUGCGAUUACGAUCGAACGUACAUUCGUCGUACUGUUACCGUUACAUCAAAAGAAAUUUGUUUCCGCGCACCGUGCGCGUAUGACGAUCUUAAUUUUGACUUCGAUCAUACUUAUAUUUUCUGCACGAGUUUUGAUCAUCCCGAUCGAACAAUCAGAAAAUUUAGGACUACGUUGUCGUCCGAAAACCAACUGGAUUCUAUAUCGGAAAAAGAACAUGACCAUAACCGAAUUUGGCUAUUGUUACAUUCCGCUAACGAUUGUGAUUAUCGGUAAUUUAUUAACUUCCUGCACGGUAAAGCGAGCAUUUCUUCGACGACAUGCUCUUAUUGAGACGCGAAACUUCCAGCAGGAACGUCAAGUAAAAUGUCAUGAAAAUCAAUUAACAUUGAUGUUAUUGAUCGUCACCUUGGUAUUUAUUGUAGAUUUCGUUCCAUUUACGAUAAUGAACAUCAUCGCUAGAUGGGGUUUACCGUUUAAUCUAUGUUUCACUCGUAAAGCGUUCGAAAUUUAUACGAUUGUACGUUCGCUGUGCGAAUUAUUGAAAGAUUUAAAUUUCUGUACGAACUUUCUCAUCUAUUGUCUAAGUGGACGACGAUUUCGUUAUGCAUUUUAUUCACUUUAUAAGUGUCGUCGACAUCACCUGAGUCCGAAUUCGGAUCACAAACAGAUACCGACUUAUUAUACAGCCAAAAUUGAUUCACAACAGAAAUCUGGCAACAGUUUAACCAAAGCGAAUGUGAAAGAAGCAGAACUCUAG
Molecule: messenger RNA, 1098 nt
Organism: Adineta ricciae
Lineage: Eukaryota; Metazoa; Rotifera; Eurotatoria; Adinetida; Adinetidae
Source: the annotation of a GenBank genome assembly